AUGGCAAAUCAAGGAUGGCUCUUAAGAGGGCUAAUUUUUAUCAUAUGGGGUGCAGCUCUCAACCAUGGCAUGCCACCACAAAACCCAGUCCGGUGUAACCAAACCAGCUGCGUUCUUUACAACGCCUAUGGCAUAUGGGGAGAUCGAAAAGACUGCAAGGCUCCAACCGUCGUUUAUCCAACGACAGAAGAACAACUCCGGCUCGCAGUAGCCAAUGCAAACAAGAACAAUCAAAAGGUCAAAGUUGUCACAAAAUCUUCCCAUACUAUCCCAAAAUUGGUAUGCCCAACAGAAAAUGCUGUCCUGAUUAGUACUGAGAGGUACAACUCGACAAUUGACGUCAACAUGGACAAUUUGUCGGUCACGGCCGAUGCUGGAGUCGGUCUCCGGGAUGUGAUUGAUAGGGUGGAGAAUGCAGGGUUGAGUCUCGUGGCAUCACCGUAUUGGGAAGGUGUUAGUGUUGCUGGGCUGAUAUCCACUGGUUCACACGGCAGCUCGUGGUGGGGGAAGGGAGGAGCAGUUCAUGAUCAUGUAAUUGGGCUUAAAUUGAUCGUUCCUGCAAAUCAAUCAGAAGGAUAUGCAAAAGUUGUCAAUUUGCAGGCACAUAAUCCAAUUUUUAAUGCUGCAAAAGUCUCUUUGGGAAUGCUUGGAGUCAUUUCUAAGGUGACAUUUUCCUUGGAACGAGGAUUCAAACGCAGCAUUACAUUCAACUUCACAAAUGAUGAUGGGAUUGGGAAUGAAUUCAUGGAACAUGCCAGGAAAUAUGAGUUUGGUGACAUCCAAUGGUACCCAUCAAGACACAGAGCAGUGUACAGAUACGACAAUAGGGUUCCCUUAAACACAUCGGGUGAUGGGGUUUUUGACUUUCUAGGAUUCCAAUCCAAUGCUAUCCUUGUGUCCAAAGCAACGCGAGCAUCUGAAAAAGCAUUCGAUAAUGCAAGAAAUAACGACGGAAAAUGCACAUUGGCAUCUUCAUUUGUGGGGUACAAAAAACUGAUUGCCAAUGGAUUGAAGAACAACUUGAUCUUCACUGGAUAUCCAGUUAUUGGACAUCAAGGAAAAAUUCAAACAUCAGGUUCUUGUUUAUACACACCAGAAGUAAGAAAAGACGUUUCAUGUGCAUGGGAUCCAAGAAUUAAUGGCCUAUUCUUUUACGAGUCAACAGCAAUAUUUCCAGCAACAAAAUUUGCAGAUUUUAUAUCAGACGUCAAAAAACUAAGGGACAUGAAACCUAAAAACUUCUGCGGGGUCGACAUUUACAAUGGUAUCCUCUUUCGCUUCAUCAAGGCUUCUGACGCAUAUUUAGGACAAUCCGAGGAUUCGGUAGUCAUCGAUUUUAACUACUACCGAGCCGAUGAUGCCUCGACUCCUAGAUUAAACCAAGAUGUAUGGGAAGAAGUGGAGCAAAUGGCAUUCUUCAAACAUGGGGCUAAGCCACAUUGGGCUAAGAAUAGGAAUUUGGCUUUUCUUAAUGUGCAGAAAAAGUAUCCAAAUUUUAACAAGUUUCUUGCAAUAAAGAAGGAAUUGGACCCAAAAAAUAUGUUUUCGAGUGAAUGGUCUGAUGAAAUAUUCUUUGGGAAAGAAGGUGUUAAGGGAGAUGGUUGUGCCCUAGAAGGACUAUGUAUUUGUUCAGAAGACAGGCAUUGUAGUCCUGGUAAGGGGUAUUUUUGUCAACAAGGUCUCGUUUACAAGGAAGCUCGUGUCUGCAGAUACUCGUCGUCUUCCAUCAGCUGA
Messenger RNA from Fraxinus pennsylvanica, 1734 nucleotides. Lineage: Eukaryota; Viridiplantae; Streptophyta; Magnoliopsida; Lamiales; Oleaceae. The record is from the annotation of a GenBank genome assembly.